GCAGCAGCAGCAGCCCGCACACCACCACCUCCACCACACAGUUUCUAUGUAUGCGCCGUCACAGUGCAGACGGAGGUUGUAAACAUGGCGGCGGACGGGAUGGUGCUCACCAACCACGACCAUCAGACCAGAGUGGGGAUACUGACGGUCAGUGACAGCUGCUUCAAGAACUUGGCUGAGGACAGAAGUGGAGUCAACCUGAAGGAUCUGGUCCACGACCCUUCACUACUAGGGGGAGUCAUAUCAGCCUACAAGAUCGUUCCAGAUGAGAUCGAUGAAAUCAAGGAAACACUUCUGGAGUGGUGUGACGAGCAGGAGCUGAAUCUCAUUCUCACCACUGGAGGAACUGGUUUCGCACCACGAGAUGUGACACCUGAGGCCACCAGAGAGGUGAUCGAGCGGGAGGCUCCGGGCAUGGCUCUGGCCAUGUUGAUGGGAUCACUCAACGUUACACCGCUCGGCAUGCUGUCCAGGCCGGUCUGUGGCAUUCGCGGGAAAACUCUGAUCAUCAACCUUCCAGGGAGCAAGAAGGGUUCCCAGGAGUGUUUCCAGUUCAUCCUGCCCGCUCUGCCUCACGCCAUCGACCUGCUGCGCGAGGCCACCGUCAGGAUCAAGUCCACGCACGCCGCCCUGGAGCAGCUGCCCUCUCCCACCCCUCUGCUGGCCAACACGCACGCCAACACACACAGCAACACGCACACCAUGGAGCGUGGCACCCAGUGCGAGGAGGAGGAGGAUGAGGAGGAGGACAGGAGGCGAGGGCGACACGCUCACAACCACCACCAUCACCACCACCACCAGCAUGGCUCUUCCCACAUCACUGCAGCCGCCAUCGCUGCCAAGACGAGCCAUGCUGUGGUCAUGGCUAAGGGAGCUCCCUACCUACCCGGCAACACACCCGCCCCUCCCACUCAUUUCACCUGUACUCAUCAUGACCAGCAGAUCCCGGACUCGAUCAUUUCUCGAGGCGUUCAGGUGCUUCCUCGAGACUCUGCCUCUUUAAGCUCCACCCCUUCCGAGUCACCACGGGCAACACAGGCGACAUCCCGCCUUUCCACCGCCUCAUGCCCGACACCCAAGGUUCAGUCACGAUGUGGCAGUAAUGAGAACAUUCUGAGAGCCAGCCACAGCGCGGUCGACAUCAGCAAAGUGGCGCGUCGUCAUCGCAUGUCCCCGUUCCCGCUGACGUCAAUGGACAAAGCCUUCAUCACUGUUCUGGAGAUGACGCCUAUUCUGGGAAUCGAAGUCAUUAACUACAGAGUGCUGCUCUCUGCAGAUGGUUUGGGUCGAGUGCUCGCUCAGGACAUCUAUGCCAAAGACAACCUUCCUCCGUUCCCAGCCUCCGUUAAAGAUGGCUACGCUGUACGAGCUGCUGACGGCCCGGGGGAUCGCUUCAUCAUGGGAGAGUCCCAGGCUGGACAACAGCCCACCCACACCGUGAUGCCCGGUCAGGUGAUGAGGGUGACGACCGGGGCCCCGAUCCCCUGUGGGGCCGACGCCGUGGUCCAAGUAGAAGACACAGAGCUGCUGAGGGAGUCCGAGGAUGGAACAGAGGAGCUGGAGGUGAGGAUUAUGGUCCAGGCCCGGCCCGGUCAGGACAUCAGGCCGAUAGGUCAUGACAUCCGGCGAGGAGAGUGUGUUUUGGCUAAAGGAACACACAUGGGCCCGUCGGAGAUCGGCCUGCUGGCCACAGUCGGAGUGACCGAGGUCAGCGUGCACAAGUUCCCCGUGGUGGCCGUCAUGUCCACUGGCAACGAGCUGUUAAAUCCAGAGGACGAUCUCCAUCCAGGGAAGAUCCGAGACUCGAACCGCUCCACUCUUCUCGCCACCAUCCAGGAGCAUGGAUACCCCACCAUCAACCUGGGCAUUGUUGGAGACAACCCUGAUGACCUGCUGUCGGCUCUCCACGAGGGAAUCAGCCGUGCCGACGUCAUCAUCACCUCAGGGGGCGUGUCCAUGGGAGAGAAGGACUACCUGAAACAGGUGCUGGAUAUUGACCUUCAUGCUCAAAUCCACUUUGGACGAGUCUUCAUGAAACCAGGUCUUCCUACUACCUUUGCCACUGUCGACAUUGAUGGGACACGGAAACUCAUCUUUGCUCUGCCAGGUAACCCAGUGUCUGCAGUGGUGACAUGUAACCUGUUCGUGAUUCCUGCUCUGAGGAAAAUGCAAGGCAUUCUGGAUCCUAGACCUACAAUUAUUAAAGCUAGGCUUUCCUGUGAUGUUAAGCUGGAUCCCAGACCAGAGUACCACCGCUGUAUUCUAACCUGGCAUCAUCAGGAACCACUGCCCUGGGCACAAAGCACAGGCAACCAGGUAUCCAGCAGGCUAAUGUCAAUGCGUAGCGCCAACGGCCUGCUGAUGUUACCCCCCAAAACAGAGCAGUACGUGGAGCUGCACAAGGGGGAGGUGGUGGACGUCAUGGUCAUCGGACGGCUAUGAUGCAGACUUCAAUGUCACUCGCUACCGAUUCACCGUGGCAGUGCCAGGACUUCUUGUCUGGACAAGGAAAACGGGCGAGGGCAGGAAGUGGUGCAUGUCUACCUGGUCGCCAUUAGCUGUGAUGUCAUAUGCAACAGCCAAUCGGAGCCAGCGCAGGCUGAGUCCUCAUUGGUCUGCUCUGAGGAGAUCACUGUAUUUCAAUGAAGAAAAAAAAAAAUGUGAAAAAAAUAUAUAAAAUAUGAGAUUUAUUCUGUAAUAUUAUUAUUAUGAUUAUUAUUAUUAUCCUGAUGAUAAUGAUUAUUAAUAUUCUUAAUUAAUAUUCUAUUUAUUAUUAUUAUCAUGGUUCUGAUUGAAUAUUCUCAUCUUAGUAGUAUCCAUGCCCUCUUCUCUCCUGUUCAUUUGCUUUGUGCGUUUGACAUUUUUCCCUGGUAGAUAUAGAGAAAUAGAGACUUGCCCCCUCCUUCCUUCACUCCUCCUGACCUUUUUUAGCCCUUUCUGUCACCCUCCUCCUCCUCCUCCUUCUUUUUCUACUUCUACCUUAACUGCUACUCAGCUCUGGCGUCGUCUAUCCAGAUAUGGAAGCUCCUUGAUAACCCGACCCUGUCGUAUCAGUACUCUCCUCUCAGAUACCGCAUACCGACCCCUGACAUCAGUAGAGACUGAAGAAAAAAAGAGAAAAAAAAAAAACAACGGUUGGGGAAGGCAUUGAAGCUGCUCAUAUAGUUUGUGCCAGUACAGUUAAUAUUGCCAAAAAAAAAAAAAAGGAAAAAUACAAGGAUUCUUUGUAUUUGUUUAUUAUUUUAAGUUAAGUCUUCAUGUACGAUGCUUUUAAACCACACUAAAUCUCAUCAUGACUCUCAAUGAAAGCCAUGAAUUCUUCUUAUUAGCUGGGUCAGUAGGUCAUAUUUAGGAAGAAAAAAAAAGGCAACAGGUUCAUUGGUCUGAUGUCGAAUCAAAAGGUUUUGGUUGUUUUGUACUGCUGCCGAUAUCAGUUUAACCCUGCAUUCAAGUGGUGUUUUACCUACAAGUCUCAAGUUUACAUCAUGAAACCACUUUGAAAACACAAUCGAAAUAUUUAGACUGACGAGUGAAAGGUGAGAGUAAUGUCCUCUUAGCAGACCACUGGUUCUCCCAGAAAAUGAUAGUACUUAAAAGGAUCGUGUUCAGAUUUCAACAAGUUGCUUCUUUUCUGUUGUGAGCUGAACGAUGAGAUUAAUGCCUUCUACCUGUUUCUUCAGAAAGACUGAAAACGGCUCUGGAGGCUGUGUCCAAAGCGAACCAAAUGAAAUAUUAACUCAAAUAGUUCAUUUUGCUGGUUAAUAAGUCAACAUGAAGUUACAUCAAUCAGGAAACUUCAUAGAGACCAGAAGGUGGACUUUCUUACUGCCAGAUCGAUAUGAACCAAGACAGUUUCAUAUCCAGGAUAUUGAUGCAACAGUGGCAUCAAUACAUGAAAGUGCUGACUCAAAGCUGUGAAAUGUUGCCAAACGGUUUCUAUAAUAACUGAGUUUUGCAACAACUUUAAGGAAAAUCAAAUAAGAGGGAGUUUUUCUUUUGGAUUACAAAUUAAAACCGAGAUGUUCUCACUAAUAAUGAACUGUUUAGACAAAAGGCAAAAUGUUGAAAAUAAAGCAAAAAUCUCAACAAGGAAGUAAACAAUUUAAAAUAACUACAGAAGCAUCAAUAUAGAUAAAAGUUUGAAUCUUUUAAAAGGUAAUGGAUAUUGAAUGUCAAUAAUAAUGUGAUCCGUUGAGAUCGAAGCAAGAUUUUUUUGAUGAGGACAAUAUUUAUUACAUUUAUGUUCAGGGAAAGUGACAAAAUAUAGAAAACAUGCAAACAUUUACAGAUAAAAGGUUCACUUUAUAAAUGUUAAGGAGAAUUGUUUACAAAUAAACAAUAAAACAAUAAAUACAACAUGCAAAAAGCCAGUUGAAAUAUUGAAAAGAUAAAUAUGCCUGAUAAAAUCACAAUGUUUACAGAGAUUUUAAAUUGCAAUAAAAAGGGAAAAAAAGUGUCGAUAUGCCGAUGUGGAGACUGAAGUCACGAAGCUCCCAACAAGCUAUUGUCAAAUUUGGGUUUUAGCUGAAGUCUGUAACUUGAAAGUCUUUUAUCAAACUGCAACUCAGUUUGAAUCUCAACAUUUUGUGAUUAAAUAAUCAAAACGAGAACAAAAAAAUAAAUACAGUUCCCCCUAUAACUUGCUUUCACAUGCAACCACACGGCUCAGAAGCAUAGGAAAGAAACUAAAGGCCAAGGAGAGCAUAACCAAUAUGUAAAACUGACUGAACUUUCCAUUUAUGCUGGAGUUUUUCCAGCUCUGGCUUGAUACAUAUUUGGUGCUUCAGUGAAUAUUUCUGGUGACUGGAUGGUGUCUGUUGGAGACAUAAAAAUCUAGACUGUCUUAAUCUGUUUAGGAGCCAAAGAUUACUGUAGUUAGUUUUGAAGGCUAGCUUCUGUUUGGCCAGUUAUUGGCCGACAUCUCAUUUAUUUAUUUUCCAAUCAUAAACCGCUUCAAUCAUCCAAGAGUUGUGACAUACUUGAGUCCCAACUCAAAGGAAACUCUGACCCGGCAUCACUUGAAAGCAGGGUGUCACAUUCAGGUGCUCGUAAACUGCGCUAUUUCUACCACGGCGGUGUUAAGGUGCUCGAUCAAGUCAAAAGAAUCAACACAGUUCAAGGCUGUCAAUCAAGGCGUCACGUGACUGCUUUUCUCUAUGUACUGUACCUAGUCCGAGCGUGUAGAAAAUCUCAUUUGAUAUUCAGCCCACCAAGAACUCCCAAAGUUUCCUCCUGGCGUGAAGUGAAAACAGUUUACCGAUCAACAGAAACCAUCGAGAUGCGUCGGGUGUGGCCCGGGCGUCGCAGUGCGCCACAUUAACUUCUCUCAUUGCUGUGGUCUCGACAAGACUGACUCAACACGGUCAAAGGUCGGAUGCUGCGUUCAGGUCAUAUCAGAUGAAACUGCCACAUUAAAAGAUUUUUUUUUUUUAAAUUGUACUCAACAAUAUCAAGAUGAUAUAAAAGCUAUAUGUUCGAUAAAUCUCCGCUGGUCUGACGGUCGUCUUUUGACUCACAGAAAUAUGAAGUGAACUGUGUAUUCUGCUUACUAUCUUCCUCCAUGACUUGAAUGCAGCAUCAGUCAGUAGUUUUUGAGCUUUGACCGCUCUACUGACAGGCCGACACACUCUACACCGCCCCGCCUUUCCUCUUCUUCCUCAUUGUCCUCUUUUUCCUUCCUCCCCUCUUCUCACUUGCAUGCCCAUAAAGGGGGGCGUGUCUUCCUCUUUGGGCAGGUGUUAUCCUGGGCCGGCCUCCAGAUCUGACCUGAGAUCCUUAAAUAGUGAAAAUGUGAUUACCAGUGCCAACACCGUUUUCGUUUCUUCCUUUUGCUUGGUUCUUAUAAACUUCUCAUUUGCCUCAUCAAACAAGAGAAACGAUAUUCGUCAUUGGCUCAUGCUGCGUUCCUGUGAAGAAAGACAGAAGUAGGGAGCAAAAAAAAAAACA
Salarias fasciatus (jewelled blenny) is the source of this 5946-nucleotide messenger RNA. RefSeq names its product gephyrin a (gene gphna). The coding region runs from base 85 to 2442 and encodes 785 amino acids. NCBI's taxonomy places the organism in Eukaryota, Metazoa, Chordata, Actinopteri, Blenniiformes, Blenniidae. Gene Ontology annotation, cellular component: cytosol; cytoplasm; postsynaptic specialization. Gene Ontology annotation, biological process: postsynaptic neurotransmitter receptor diffusion trapping; Mo-molybdopterin cofactor biosynthetic process; gamma-aminobutyric acid receptor clustering. Gene Ontology annotation, molecular function: molybdopterin molybdotransferase activity. The transcript is spliced from 24 exons. The record is from RefSeq and is a predicted model, not a curated record.